Messenger RNA from Stegastes partitus (bicolor damselfish), 4150 nucleotides. It is a transcript of the gene radil, whose product is annotated as Ras association and DIL domains. Gene Ontology annotation, cellular component: microtubule. The record is from RefSeq and is a predicted model, not a curated record. The transcript has 19 exons. Gene Ontology annotation, biological process: signal transduction; substrate adhesion-dependent cell spreading; neural crest cell migration. The coding region runs from base 1 to 3624 and encodes 1207 amino acids. Lineage: Eukaryota; Metazoa; Chordata; Actinopteri; Pomacentridae. Gene Ontology annotation, molecular function: GTPase binding.
AUGUUCUACGGUUCUUCCUCUGGGGCCAGUAUGUCCCUCCCAUCCAAGAGCCGCCUGAAACGCCAGAGCAGGACCUUCACACAGGUCCUGUACCGAACUCUGAGCUACAGAGACCGUGUCCCAGCAGAAACUGGAACCAACACCCGUGGGGACCGUCGCUCCACCACUGAGCCCCCAGAGAGGCCAGCGGAUGACCCUGCCGAACUCUCCACGCAGAGCUCGGCCCCCGGGGUGCUGAAGAUUUUUGGAGAUGAAAUCUGUGCAGGUGCCAACUACAAGAGCGUCCUGGCCACGCCGCGCUCCAGCGCCCAGGAGCUGGUGAAGGAGGCACUCGAGCGUUACUCGCUCAACAAGGAUGCUGCCCACUGCUACGUCCUGUGCGAUGUGAUCGGGCGUUUGGAGGGGGGAGGCGGGAUCGGAGGAGGGGGGUGGCGGACUGAGUGCCUGCGAGCGCUGGGGGACAACGAAAAGCCGCUGUUGCUCCAGGAGCUGUGGAAGCCCCGAGAAGGACACGCUCGCAGAUUUGAGCUGCGCAGGAGGGCAGAGGUGGAGGAACUCAACGCCAAGGAGAAGGACACCAUCACUGCUGGGCCUAAAACCCCCCAAUUCCUGGCGGCUCUAAUGGGUCGGUCCGGGCUGGGCAAACACAGGAGCUCCCCCCUGCGGUGCGGUCGAGUGGUACAGUCCAGCUCUAAAGAUAUUAAUGCCCAGGCUCGUAAGCUCCAGAGGAACAGGGCGAAGGGGACGCUGACCCUGCCCCGUUCCAGCAACUCAUCCUUCAGUCGCAGCCUCAGUGAGACCAGCCUCAACCAGCUUGGAGUGGGAGAGGAGCCCAAGCGUUAUUACUCCACGCUGCCAGGACCUUUCAGGGGUCGAGAACGUGAGGCAGCCUGCAGCGGCCGGAGGAAAGAGGAAGGGAGUCAAGGGGGAGGAGGGGUGAGGCACUCUCUGUACCAGUCCCCUCAUCUCCUGCUGCUACAGGGAUUCAAUCGGCAGGACUGCCUGGUUUACCUGCUGAACAGAGAGCAGCACACAGUCGGUCAGGAGACUCCCUCAGCUCGCCCCAACAUCUGCCUCUUUUCUCCUGACAUCCUGCCUCUCCACUGCCGCCUGCGUCGUGUCCCUGCACCCCGUCGCCACGCCGCCAACAACAACAACAAGGGAGAGGAGCUGCCGGAGAGUCAGCGAUUCUGCGUCGCCGUGGAGCCUGUGCUCAACGCCACAGUUCUGGUGAACUUUUCCCGCUGCGAGCGCUCCACCACACUGCGACACGGUGACCUCCUCUCCUUCGGAGCUCAUUACAUCUUUCUGUACAAGGACCCCACAGGUGCUAAGCCUCUGCCGGCGCAAACCUUGGCACGCCUUCGCACGCUGGGACAGCUUUACGACUCAGGGGUGGAAGAAGGAGAAGGUGGAGCUCAGACUUGUAAGAUGUGUGGCUCGGUGCUGAAGGACAGAACAGCACAGGUGCUGAGCGCUCCAGCGGUCAGACGCAGCUUCAAACCGCACCUGGUGAAACCGCGCAGUGUGGGGACGACAUCAGGAGGGCCGCUAACGCUGUCAGGAGGUGAAGGAGGAGGAAGAGGAGGAGGAGGAGGAGGUCAAAAAAGGAGGCUACAACUGGAGUUUGACCAGGCUCAUGAAGACCAGCUGUUGAACAGGAUUGUGUCUCUGAUAGAACCUGGAGGUGAUGACCAUAAGCUGACACCUGCCUACCUGCUGUGUAUGUGCAUACAACACUCUGCCUCAACCUUCCCUCCCGGGAGUUUUGGAAAACUGCUGCUCAAGAUCGUCCGACGAAUCCAGACCAUCGCAUGGGAGAAGACAAAGGAGCUGGCUCAGAAGCAAGCUCAGCAUCAGGAUCCAGCCUCCCUGUCUCUGCUCAGCAUCUCAGACUUGGUUCCAGACCUGCAGACUAUCUUCUUCUGGAUGUCCAACUCCAUAGAGAUCCUUUACUUUAUACAGCAAAGAGCACCAGCGUACACACACAGCAUAGAGACGCUGCAAGGGUCAAAGGAGUCGUUGCUAUCGGCGACCAUAUCAGCCAAUGAGGAGGCUAUGACUAUCUUGGAAGAAGUGAUCAUGUACACUUUCCAGCAAUGUGUCUACUAUAUCACCAAGGCUCUUUAUGUAGUGUUGCCAGGUUUGUUAGACUGUAAUCCAUUCCCAGUCGACAGCUCUGAGCCGUGCUGGAAAGGAGGUGUCGGGUUUCCUGAACCUGUACGCAGGGUGCUGCAGGUGCUUCAGAGUGCUCAGGAGCUUUUGCACGGUUACCAGGUUCACCCGGAGAUCCAGGCUCAGAUGUUUGCCUACCUCUUCUUCUUCUCCAACGUGUCGCUGUUUAACCAGCUAAUGGACAAAGGUCCAUCUCGGGGUUGGUUCCAGCGUUCCAAGGUGCUGCAGAUUCAGGCGUGUCUGCGGAUGGUCAUGGAGUGGGCGAGCAGGUCUGGUCUGGGACAUCUGGCUGACAAAUUCUUCACCAAACUCAACAGCACUGUGUCCAUAUUGGCCACCGCCCCACAACAGCUCACACAGGUGGGUUGGCGAGCAUUGUCUAGUGAACACCCAACUCUGAAACCAGUGCAGCUCCACAGGAUCCUGACUCAGUACCAGAUCACAGCAGAGAUAGGCUCGGUCCCAGCAUGGCAGCCCAGCAGCGAGGACGAGGCGUACAUAUACAGGACAGUCGACCUCCUGGAGAGCUUUGAGAACCACCCUCCCAUUGUGCUGCCCAGCGCCGGCUUCAGAGUGGACCUGGACAGCGAGUGUGUAGAGGACAGCAUCUACAGACAGCUGCUCUACAUCCGCCACUACCUGUGGGGGCUACGCACCAAGACGCAAACGCACACCAACACUCCCAGCGUGCACACACACUCCAAUGGAACCAACACAGCCGACUGGCCCGAUGUUCAGAGGGAGCUGUUACCUCCGGCCCACAGCAGUCCCCGCUCUGGGGGUCCUGGAGACGAAGUGACAACAGAGACGGGAGAGGAGAGAGGACGGGACAGACCCUCAAGCCAAUCACACACUCACAGCCUCAGAAGGAACGGCACUGUUCACCACCCUCGGACAGCGAAUCCGGACCCGUCCUGCCUUCUCACCCCUCCCAACACCCCCCUGUACCCGGAAGGAGGUGGGGUGCCCGGGCCCAUCAUCGGCACCAACAUUCAGACUAACGGCUGCACCAGCAGAACUGUGGCAGAAUGUAAAAAGGCCAACGGACUCAUCACCAAUGGACUGGAGGGGUGUAUUAGUGGGUGUGAGUUUCCUUUCCCUGUAUCCUCCCCUGGCGCCCCUUCCCUUCCUGAUGACUUAUGUGUGGUGUUUGUAGUGGAACUGGACAAGGGACCCUACGGACUGGGAAUGGGACUCAUAGACGGCCUGCACACUCCUCUCAACGCUCCAGGCAUUUACAUCCGCACCCUGAUCCCAGACGGGCCGGCUGCGUCCGACGGCAGACUGAGGAUCGGAGACCGCAUCCUGGCCGUGAACGGGACCAGUCUGAUCGGAGCAGACUACCAGAGCGCGGUGGAUCUGAUUCGUCUGGGAGGAGGUCGCCUGCGUUUCCUGGUCGCCAAGUCAGACCCCGAAGUCUCAGAGAAGAUCAGCGCCUCGUCCUGCUGACCACCUCCACUGCCCAGCAGAGACAGGCCCGACACAAGAACACAACACAGGACUGGAGAGGGAACGGCGAGGGACACAGACGUGUGCAUUGAUAAACAGGGUACACACACCCAUACGUACCUACACCACAUGAAAUAUGAAUGUGAAACCUAACGUCAGCACAGCACAAAGCCAAGCAAUCAAACUGGAGAUGACACUCCAUGACUCCACUCCACAGCUGCCAGACCUGCUUCCCUCAUGCUGGCUCCUACUGGGUUUGUGUAACAGACAGAAUCCGAAACCCACUGCGACAUCAAAGGAAUCCACAGCACGGAAAGUUGCCUAAUUAAUCAGCGCCUGCGUUGUUCAAGGUCUCACCAGCCUGUACGCAGUGUGAUGUGGUUUAAAGCACAGUAGAUUCUCAUCAGUCAACCCUUGGAGCAUGUGUGACUUUUUUUCCCAUCUACAUUUUAGAAUCGUUUGUUAGUAAUUCCAGAUGUAAAUAGCAUGGUGAAAUAGCUACACAGCUCUCAGACAAAGGGACUCA